GUCUUAUCAAAAAGAUACGUUCCUUUUCAACAGUCUCGGACUCUGUAUGUCCUGAUCCAUAUUAUUAACCACCUUUGACCCAACACGUCAAUCGUUACUCUUUCUUGUUGGAUAUCACGACGCCCAACAUGUCGGCCCUCACUCCUUUGUGGCUGGAUGUUGAUACUGGUCAUGAUGAUGCAUUUGCAUUACUACUAGCUGCCCACUCUCCGAAGACAGUUCUCCUGGGUGUAACCACCGUCCACGGAAAUGCGUCACUGGAACAUACGACGCGAAAUACUCGGGGUGUCCUCGAAGCUAUAGGGUGCUCGCACAUAGCUGUAUACCCGGGUGCGACUAAGCCCCUGACACGUAGCGCCGUUCAUGCUCCUGAUAUUCAUGGCGAGACUGGACUAGAUGGUGUGACUCUAUUGCCCAACGUCCCUGGAUCAGCAAAGCUCUUCGCAGCCCAUCCAGAUCUCGUCGACCAUCUCGCAGGUGUCAGUAUUAUGGGAGGAGCAAUCGGUGGCAAAUUCAACGAUGCACCUAUGGGAACUGUGGCUGGAGAGGGUGAAAGGUUUGGCAACUUCACGCCUUUUGCUGAGUUCAAUUGCGACCCCGAGGCGGCACACUCGAUCCUCGCACACCCUGUGCUCUCGAAAAAGACAACACUAAUUCCACUCGACGUGACACAUCUCUGUAGAGGAACGCGACCGGUCCGACAGCGACUCCUUUUUAGUGACAACUCGUUGAAGGACACGACUACAGUUCGAGCUCUGUUCCAUGAGAUCAUGACUUACUUCGCUGGAACGUAUGCUGAAGUAUUUGCCAUCACUGAUGGACCUCCCCUACAUGACCCUCUAGCAACUGCUGCAGCGUUCAUUCCCGAGAUCUUCGAAGAUGCGUCGGGCGAACGCUUCGAGGUCAAUACGGUCAGAGAAGGCGUACAUUCAGAUGAUCGAACGCUAGCUGGUCAGUUAGGCAGGACAGUUGCAAGUCUACUACCAAAAGGUCAAGGCGGAGUCCGUGUCCCACGUGGUUUGAACGUUGAACGGUUCUGGGACAUGAUAGAAUUGGCUCUCCAGGAAGCUGACAAAGCUUCAAGCCUUCCUUCUCUCAAUGGCACGGAAAAGAAGAAGUACAGAGAUUUGUACAAUGCCGGAGAAGCGUAAAAGAGUCGGUCGCUUGUCGCGAGAUGCACUAGAAUCCACCGGGCACUGAAGUUUUGAAAACGAGCUAGACGUGAUAUUGUCACCGACGACUCUCAUACAGGGCAUAGAUGUUGUGAACGUCCUAUAUUAUCCAACUUGUGUACUAGAUUUGACCCGGAGAACUGUAGGCUCGGCCACAAUCACAGCCUAUGAUGCUAGCGGAGCGCCACACUUGAUUGUAUUUACCCGGUCAUGGUAAAUUGU
Messenger RNA from Pseudovirgaria hyperparasitica, 1394 nucleotides. RefSeq names its product nucleoside hydrolase. Bases 129 to 1151 code for a protein of 340 amino acids. Gene Ontology annotation, biological process: purine nucleoside catabolic process. The transcript is spliced from 6 exons. Lineage: Eukaryota; Fungi; Ascomycota; Dothideomycetes; Acrospermales; Acrospermaceae. Gene Ontology annotation, cellular component: cytosol. Gene Ontology annotation, molecular function: purine nucleosidase activity. The record is from RefSeq and is a predicted model, not a curated record.